GAUCCCAGACUCUCUUCUGUAACGACAAAAGUUGCAAAACACCCUCCCUCCAAACGUUUUCUCAGCUCGGGGUCACGUGACCGCGGUCCCUCCUCAACGGGCAGCGCUGAGUUGUAAGUUGUUAUUGUACCUGACAGCAGCCGCUCCGGUCCAGUCUCUGCCUCUCCCCCGCUGCAGACGCCGAUGGAGAACCUGAAGCACUUCUUGCUGGCUUUGUGUGCCGCCACCGCCGCCGGCUUUGUUUCCAUAAUCUUCGUCUUCAGAUGGGUUCUGUAUUUUAAGGAAGGUUUGGCCUGGGAUGGAGGGCUCGCCGAAUUCAACUGGCAUCCGGUAUUAACAGUCACUGGAUUUAUUUUCUUGCAGGGGAUAGCAAUAAUAGUCUACAGGCUCCCCUGGACCUGGCAGUGCAGCAAACUCAUGAUGAAGUUCAUUCAUGCAGGACUGAAUUUGUUAGCCUUCGUUUUUGCUGUUAUAGCCAUGGUGGCAGUUUUUGACUUCCACAAUGGUGCCAACAUUCCCAACAUGUACAGUCUGCACAGCUGGCUGGGCCUCACGGCUGUUAUACUGUACGGUCUGCAGCUUGUUCUUGGAGUUGGCAUGUACUUGAUACCAGUUACACCUGUGUCCUGGAGAGCAGCGUUUAUGCCUCUCCACGUCUACAGCGGUCUUUUACUUUUUACCAGUGUCAUAGCCGUGGCACUUAUGGGCAUCACAGAGAAACUCAUCUUUGGCCUGAAAGACCCAAAGUAUAAGGAUUCUCCCCCAGAGGCAAUUUUUGUGAACGUACUGGGAGUCCUCCUGGUGCUUUUUGGAGGUCUGAUUCUUUGGAUUGCCACUCGAACAUCUUGGAAACGCCCCAGUGACCAGAUCUUGCAUAGUCUGCAUACCAAUGGGGGAGGUGAGGACAACAGUAAAGUCGCUUCAGCACUGUCUCAACUGCCGGAUGGAUCUGAUGCUUACGGUGCUGGAGAUGCCAGGAAGAGGAGUAACAAAUUUGAUGAACAGGUUAACUGAUAGAAAAAGUAAAAAAAGAGUGGAUUAAUGUAUGUGCAACCAGUUUAAACGAACAAGGGAAAUCAAAAGGAACGCAUCAAAUUGUUACAUUCCUGUACCGCUCUUCGUUUCUUUUUAGUUUUCACUCUCGCACCUUAAAGUACUUCAUUUUGAUUUUUUUUUUCAUUUCUCCAGUGUUUAUGUAAGUGCAUGUAAAUAAUGGUGAGCUACUACUGUAUUAAGAUUACACAAUGAUUUAAAAAUAGGCAUACACUGCACAAUUUAAUCACUGCAGGUUUUCUAUACACUAAAUACUCUAUUGUAUUUUCUUAGUUUGAUACUGACAGUAUAUUUUAUAAUAAACAUUUGAUACAUAUAAAAUGUCUCCAUU
Molecule: messenger RNA, 1384 nt
Organism: Haplochromis burtoni (Burton's mouthbrooder)
Lineage: Eukaryota; Metazoa; Chordata; Actinopteri; Cichliformes; Cichlidae
Product: plasma membrane ascorbate-dependent reductase CYBRD1
Exons: 4
Coding region: 184-1014 (276 amino acids)
Cellular component (GO): lysosomal membrane
Molecular function (GO): oxidoreductase activity
Source: RefSeq, a predicted model, not a curated record